AUGCUACCGUGGCUAUUAUUUAUCAACGCCAUAACAUUUGCUGCACUUUUAAUUGCAGUUGCGGUUCCUCCGCUCUACUUUCAGUUCGGAAAUGCCAACGAUACCCCGACGGACAGUUAUCCUGCAGGUAAUAGCUUUCCAGGACGUAACGCAGAGGGUGAAAUCGUGUGGCAGAGACUUUAUAUACUGUUUGCUGUACCACUGUGCGGGUGCCUGAACGGUUUAUUUUUGUACUUUACUUAUUAUCGUCAUAUGAGACAUAUGCAGUUCAGAGUCGAACUCUGCUGCACAGAACAGAGAAAUUUGAAAACGGCACUCUUCGUUUUUCUACAUAAAAAGAAAAAGCCAUCCGGUAUGUUUAGCGAGAGUGAAGAAGAGGGUAAUUUUUCGGCAGAUCUCGAAGGUAAUUGGCGACUGCCGGGCGACAGUUUCAUUAGAGGAUCGUUCGCUUUCCAACCGAAAGAAGGCAAGGCGCCGCCUAUACGUACGGAAGGACUAUCACAUCGUGCUUACUCCACCACGCCGUGGCUUCCGGAACUGCGAGAACUACAAGAUAUAAUUGCAAGCGUGUUUAUUCAACGCGCUGACAAAUUGCGGGACGAGGUUAUGGAACUCCUUCAUGAGACAGUUUUGAUGCAUAUUGAAAGAGACAAGGGAUUGACUGAGAGGAGUAUACAAAAGUCUAUUCUUUUAUUGCUGCAACAGAAGGAGGAACUGAGUGUUCCAGUUAUGACCAAGUGCUUGAAACAGAUAGAAAUAGAAGGAUUUAGUAAAGUCGUGUCAUGA
This is a messenger RNA of Trypanosoma brucei brucei TREU927, 786 nucleotides long. RefSeq lists its product as hypothetical. The transcript has a single exon. The record is from RefSeq and is a predicted model, not a curated record. Bases 1 to 786 code for a protein of 261 amino acids. NCBI's taxonomy places the organism in Eukaryota, Euglenozoa, Kinetoplastea, Trypanosomatida, Trypanosomatidae.